AUGGAACAAUACGAUUGUUUAAAUAAAGCUCAAUUGAGCUUUGAAUAUUUGCAUACAAAUUCAACAACACAUACAUUUCUUUUUGGAGCAUUAGCUGAAUUAGUUGAUAAUUCACGUGACGCUGGUGCAAGAAAUCUUGAUAUUUAUACAUGUAAAGAUCCAUCUUUACGUGGAGGUUUUUAUUUGGCUUUUUUGGAUGAUGGUUGUGGAAUGCAUUAUGACGAUGUAUUCAAUGUAAUCGUCUUUGGUAAAUCAGCUAAACGUCAUGCACCAGAUUCCAAUCAAAUUGGUCAAUAUGGGAAUGGUUUAAAAUCAGGUGCUAUGCGUAUUGCAAAUGAUUUUAUAUUAUUUACAAAAAAAGAUAAUAUUGGUACAUGUUUAUUUCUUUCACGUUCAUUUCAUCAAGAAGAACAUAUUUCACAAGUCAUAUGUCCAAUGCCAUGUUUUGAUUUACGUACACAACAACCAAUUCAAAAUACAGAUUAUCAACAAUUAAAUGGUACACGUACAUAUACCUUUGAUAAAGCGAAACAUGAACUUGAAAUGCGUUUAAUAAAAAAAUAUUCACCAUUUAAAACAAUAGAUGAUUUAUUUAAACAAUUUAAUUUAAUAACAUCAUCAAGCGGAACAUUAAUUGUUUUAUAUAAUGUUAAAUUAUCUGAUACUGGUGAACCUGAACUUGAUAUUAAAACAGAUCCAUAUGAUAUGUUAAUUGAUUCGAAAAAUCGACGAAAUUUAUUUGAUGAUGAUGAUGAGAACAUUCCUUUUGAAUAUCGUUCACUUCGUGCUUAUGUUUCUAUACUUUAUUAUGAACCACGUAUGCGUAUAGCAAUACAACGACGACGUGUUAUAACAAAAAGAUUACCACAUACAUUAUAUAAACCUCGACAAUAUCAAUUUAAAUCUACACGUUUUAAAACACGUUCAGAACAAGAAAUUAAAAAAUGUGAAAAAGAACUUGAUUCAUUAGAAGAACGUAAACGUGAAGCUGAUUCACAAGUUCAUCAUCUUCAACAGUCCAUUGGUGUAACAACAUCAAUUGAAGAACGUUCACGUUUACGAAAAUUACAAGUUACUGCAGCCGAAUUAAAAGAUAUGACAACACGUUUACGUAAUGGUCUUGCAAGAAAAAAAUCUGAAAUGAAUACAACAAAAACAUUAACUUUUAUUUUUGGUUUAAAUAUUCAAAAUCGAGCAUCUGAUGGAGUUUUUGUUUAUAAUUGUGGUAGACUUAUUAAAAUGUAUGAAAAACUUGGACAACCUAAUAAAAAGACUGUAUAUUGUCGUGGUGUUGUUGGUGUUGUUGAUAUUCCAUCUAUAGUACUUGAACCAACGCAUAAUAAACAAUCAUUUGCUGAUGAAAAAGAAUAUCAUUUUUUAUUGAAAAAUAUGGGUGAAUAUAUGCGACAAUACUGGUCUGAUGCUGGUAUUGAAAAUUAUGUUAAAGAAUUUUGGGAAACUUAUGGUUAUCGAGAUGAUCAACUUGAUCGACCACCAUCAAAUGAUCCUGAAGUUGUUAAACGACGUCAAGCAGCUGUACCAAUGCUUAUACAAUGUGAUAAAUGUUUAAAAUGGCGUCGUUUACCUUAUGCUAGUAAUACUCCAGCAUUAACACAAGCACAGCUUGAAGCAUGGCGAUGUUCAGAUAAUACUGAUGUUAUGAAUAAUACUUGUUCAACAAGUGAAAAACUUGAAAUUAUACCUGAAGGUGAAUUAAAACAAAAACCACAAGCAACAAAUACUCAAAAUCGAACAUCAGGUAAAGUAACUUCACCACCGCCAACAUCAUCAUCAUCAUCAUCAUCAUUAACAACUCGAUCAUCGGGAACAAAUAAACGAAUUUCUAAUGGAGAAAUUUCUUCAACUACAGCUGUUGCUAAUUCAAAAUCAAGAUCAUCACGUUCCAAUGUAGUUCCAAAAACAAUUAUUCCACAAAAACGAUCUUUACCACAAUCACGUUCAUUAUCAGGAAAAUCAAAAGGCAAUAAAAAACGAAAACAACCUAGUUCACAAAAAACAAAAACAAAAAAUCGUAAUGUUAAAAGUGAUAACGAAGAAGUAGAAGCGGAAGAAGAAGAAGAAGAAGAAGAGAAAGAAGAUGAAAAAGAAGAAGAAGAAGAAGACGACGAAGACAAAGAAGAAGAUAAAGAAGAAUUAUCAUCACCAAUAAAUCGAAGAACACGUGGUCAAUCAUCAGCAAAACCUUCAAAAACUGUCCAAAAAACACCACCACCAACUCCUACUCGAGUAUGA
This is a messenger RNA of Rotaria sordida, 2253 nucleotides long. NCBI's taxonomy places the organism in Eukaryota, Metazoa, Rotifera, Eurotatoria, Philodinida, Philodinidae. The record is from the annotation of a GenBank genome assembly.